Molecule: messenger RNA, 2092 nt
Organism: Cynara cardunculus var. scolymus (artichoke)
Lineage: Eukaryota; Viridiplantae; Streptophyta; Magnoliopsida; Asterales; Asteraceae
Product: anthranilate phosphoribosyltransferase
Exons: 10
Coding region: 10-1827 (605 amino acids)
Biological process (GO): GMP biosynthetic process
Cellular component (GO): cytosol
Molecular function (GO): GMP synthase activity
Source: RefSeq, a predicted model, not a curated record
UCCGAUUUCAUGUUUGGCCCAAUAUCGAACAGAGAUCCGAAGAUCGCUAUGAAAUCUCUGCUCCACAACACAAUCCCCUCGAUCAACAAUCCGUCUCGAAUCAAAACCUCAUCGAUUGAAUCACACAAUCGAUCGUAUCUUCAAUUUCCACCAACAAUUGAUCCAAAAUGCCUCUUAUAUCGACAACGAAGACGCCAAUUAACCAUCAAGGCUGUGUUGAAUUCAGCUUCAAUUGAUCAAUAUUUUGGACUUACUGAAUCAGAUGCACGCAAUCCUACUUUGUCAACUACGUUUCGGAGACCAAGGCAUCGGGAACCUAACAAGACGGUGUUAGAAGCUCAGACUAGGGUUUGUACAGGGCCAACGCAGACCAAGCCACUUACAGAAGAACAAGCUUUUAAGGUUUUGGAUACCAUGCUAAGAUCUGCCAAGGGAGAACUGAAAGAUGAAGAACAGGUAUCAAAGGCACAACUGGGAGCAUUCUUUGCAGCUAUGACGAUUCGUGCCAAUGCAUUUCCAGAACCAACUCAAUGGAGUGAAGGGGAAAGGCGUGCAAUGGAUGCAUAUUGGCCACAUUUGGUUCGAACGCUACCUUCGGAUAUAAUAUUUCUAGCUGAUCCAGAAGGUUCUAUAAUGAGACUUGGGAGUUCAAUUGGGCCACAAUAUGUUGGCAAUGGAAGUUAUGAAAUGAGACUCGUAGGUGCCCUGAGGGAAAUCUUAGCCGGUGGUCAUCUUGGGUAUGAAGAAGUUCAAGGUGUUCUAAAAGAAGUUCUUCCACUGAAGUUGGAACACGGUACACCAGACGUUGUAAGUGAGUCACUAUUAUCAGCGUUCUUGAUAGGUCAACGAAUGAACAGGGAGACAGACCGCGAGCUAAAAGCAUACUGCCUUGCAUUUGACGAUGAGCUUGGUCCUGUGCCGGUAGCUGAUGUUAGCUCAUUGACUCAUUAUGGUGAACCUUACGAUGGAAACACACGUUUCUUCAGGAGCACACUCUUUGUUGCUGCUGUUAGAUCCUGUUACAAUGAAGCAUCCCUUCUGCAUGGUGUUGACUGGAUGCCACCAAAGGGUGGCAUAACUGAGGAACAAAUGCUUAAAUUCAUGGGAGCAAAUACUAAUAUAACACCAUUGCAGGCUAAAAAGCUUCUUGAGGAUGAAGCAGUUGGUUUUGCUUAUGUGAGUCAACGGGAUGCUCGCCCCUCCUUAUAUUCAUUAAUUGAGAUGAGGGAACAUAUAAAGAAACGCCCAUCAUUGGCAACAACUGAAAAGGUUCAGCAAUUUGUGAGGGCUACAGGUAAAGAAGCAAUCGUUGCAGGAUUCUACCAUGAAGGUUAUGAAGAACCGCUUCUAAUGCUCAUGAGACGAAGAGGUGUUCAAGCUGGUUUGGUGGUGAAGGGGGAAGAAGGGGCGCUUUCAAUGACAACGAGAUUGCGAUCAGUAAAUGCGUCAAAAGGACUUCCUGUUAACUACUGCUCUGGUUUCCGUUCACUCAACACCCCAUCAGCAUAUGACGUGGACGGAGUGUCUCGUGAAAAUUUUUCCUUAAUAGUGGACGCAAAGGAGUAUGGUUUUGAACCCUUGGAGACUCCAAGAACUGAUAGAUCGGUUUCAAAGAACAUAGAACUGGGAUUAGCAGCUUUACAUGGAGAAAAAGGACCUGCGUAUGACCGGAUCGUAUUAAACGCCGGGAUGGCUGAUCACUUGCUUGGAUGCAAGGGUGCGCAAGACGUAUCAACCGCCCUCGAUAGAGCCAGGGAUGCAAUCGACAGUGGCAAUGCUUUGAAUCGACUCAUGAAUUACAUAAAGAUUUCUCAAAAAGUCAAAUAAUUUGCUGGUGUGAUACUCUCUUUUGAUCUCCAACACACAUUUAUAUUUGUCCCCAAAAGGUUUUGUUUAUGUACCAAAUGUUAAAAAAGUUGGAUACUAUGAGACAUUAAAUACGAGCUGAGAUGAAUUCUUGAGGUUUUUGAUUACUAUCAGUAAGGGUGUGUUUGGUAUCCAGGUAGGACAUGACAGAACACGUAUUGUAUUCGUGCCGGUGUGAUAUUUUUCUUUUGAUCUCCAACACAUAGAACACAUUAUAUUUGUGCCU